UCGCACUUUUCAAGAGUCACAUCCUUUUCGCUAUCGUUACUUCCUCUCAUUCGCCACGACAGUGCCCUUGCGUCAGAGUGCGCGAUGGCCAAGUGCUUCUGACCAGCUCGACAACCCAACUACCGCAUCCCUCCCUUUCGCUCUCGGCCGCUCCCCUCCCGCGCGCGCUGAAGGCUGAUCGACGCCCUCCACUUUGUGUCUCUCCCCAGCCAGAAAUCAAUCACAAGACAUUUCCCUUGUUCACAUCAACUCGACCAACCUCAUACUCGUCGCACCUUUCUCCUCCUUUGUGACCCUUCAUCAUGGCUGUGGUAGCCUCUACGAUGGGCAGAGUGCUCGAGAGACCCGCCACGGCCACCCUGGGCAACGGCGACGAGGUCACCAUCAACGACUAUGUAUACUUUGCACCUCCCUGGUCUGAGCGUGACGGUUCCCCAUACUCGAUCGCUAGGAUCAUCGAGUUUCUGCCACCGACUGCGGCCAAGUACAAUCACAACGUGAACAAGGGUCCGAGCAAAGAGCGACACGUCAGAAUCGCACUUUUCUAUCGACCGAGCGAGAUCUCGGGCAGGCUUGCGACCGAUCACCGACUGCUACUCGCUGCGAUUCACUCGGAGGUCCACCCGGUCUCGUGGCUCCGAGGCAAAUGCUGGGUUCGACACCGGGAAAAGAUCGAAAACCUGCAAGAAUGGAAGAAGAAGCCCGACCACUUUCACUACUCUCGGCUGUUUGAUCCGUACAUCAAACGAGAGUACGAGAUGAUCAGGACGACGACCGUGACCAAUGUACCUGACUACGUGCGACGAGUGCUCGCCAAGCGAUAUGAAUUCCUCGUUGUCGAGAAGGAAAUGGUGGCGGACCUGACGGAUGCCUUUAGAACUUGUCGGACAUGCCUCGAAUGGGCUGCUAGUCAGGAAAGCGUCAAGUGCGAGAUCUGCAAAGCAUGGUAUCACAUGGACUGCGUCAGCCCGCCUCUACCUGCGAAACCGACCAGGGGCUACAGUUGGAUGUGCUCACAAUGCAUGCACGACCGCGUCAGCCGGACAGGAGGUAAACCAGAGGAUCGCGUUGCCACGAUUCCGAUGACACAAAUCGCUUUGGCUCGAGCAAGUCGGGGCAAGGCCAAGGAAAAAUCAGUGCCCAUCGAUUACGACAAGCCCGACGCCUUUUUUAGGGGUUGGAAUUUCCGUUACUUCGGUCAAUACACGGUAGCUGAGCAUUCGGUCGAUUCGGACGAUCCGAUCUUUCCUCGUCAAGUGACCCGUCUUGGUCAGCGCUACCAGGCUGUCGUCCCGACGUGGGAGGAGCAACAAGUGCUUGAAAAGGCGCGAGCUGCAAACACGACGCCAGACGAAGAUUUGCCGGAAAGAGGUACUGCUGAAGAGGGAUGUUUCAGCACACCACAAAGCGAUCCCGAGGUCGCAAUCACCAAAAUGCGGACGAUGCGUCUCGCUGUUCCCGGCUACUCUGUCGAAGCAUACGACCACACUCUAUUACGGAAUGCAAUCUCGGGUUCGACAAAUCUGGAAAAGUAUUUGUCUUCGAGAACAGCAGAGGAUUUUGGUGGCAAACGAUACGUGCGAGACUUGAACCCUCAAGAACUGGAGAUCUUCGAAACCGAAUUGAUGCGAUGGGGCUCUUUGGAAGCGCACGAGACGGCCAAGAAACUCAAUCGAGAACCAUGGGAAGUCGUUCGAUUCUACUACAAGUGGAGAAACGAGAAACUGGCCUCGGAGAAUGCGACGAUUCGGGACGAGAUAGCCCAUGCCAAGACAGAACGGCAAAGGCAGAGGCUUCAGCUUAGCUAUAGUCUCCACGAGCCACCAGAUGUUCCAGUCAAGGCGAAAAAGGAAGCCAAGGCGAAGGGGAAGAAGGCUCCGAGGUAUCUGCCCAAGAAUCACAAAGCCGUCACGGGUGUGCAGAGCGGUGCCGCCUCGGUACUAGGUCAUCAACGGGAAGCCACUCCCGAGACCGAUGCAGAAGGUUCGGUGUGGGAAGAAGAAGAGUUGACGAAUGCCAAGCCAGCUUGUGCGGCUUGUGGAGUCAAGAAGGAUACCAAGUGGUGGAAGGCAGCCCGAUCGCAACAGGGGUCGUAUCUCUGCAAUCAUUGCGGUUCCUCUUACCGUAAAUACGGUGUAUCUCUCCCAUACCGUGCGCAUCUCGAGCGCUUGACGGGUGAGAAGCGCGCCAGCACGCCAAUAGACGAGCCGAGCAGCAAGAGGCAGAAGAUUGCCGCCACAGCCGGCGGUUCCAAGGCAGGUACACCACCGCCGCCGCUACCAGCGCCCGCCAAGCUGGCUCCUUGCGCUUACUGCUACAAGAUGGAACCGAAACCGAUGGCUCGCUGUCGCAAUUGCACUUUUGCAGUGCAUCCAGGCUGUUAUGGUGUCCCCAAGGAGGAGAUUACGGAUAUGUGGCUUUGCGAUCCGUGCGCCAAUGAAAAGACCUUGGAGGCGUCCCUCGACAUCACAUGCGUAUUGUGCCCAAAAAGCCUGCCCAACUUGCGUCGACCGCUCGCAUAUCGACCCCGUGUCAUGCCCGAGUUCGACUUUCUCCAGGCCGUCAAGCCGACCGAGGGGUACAAGUGGACCCACGUCUUGUGUGCAACGUUCACACCGGAUCUACAAUGGUCAGAUGGCGGACAUCUACAAUUGACCGAAGGCAUCAUGUCAUUGAAGCCGAAUCAAUUUGGAGAUUGCGACAUUUGCGGACAAUCACGAGCAGGCGUGACCAUUCGUUGUGGCGAUUGCCCUCGACGGUUCCAUCCAGCUUGCGCGUGGAUGUCUGGAUACCGUUUCGCGUUCGAGAUGCACUCAACAACCGGUGGCAAGUAUCGACGAGAAAAGGCCGAAGCUUCGAUCAUCACGUUCAAGGGUGUUACCGGUGUCUUGACGCCGCAGUGUCUGUGUACCGAUCACUCGAUCUCAAAGGACAAGCGGUACUUUGACAUUACGGAUAUCGACCCGGUCUCUGGCUUGUCGGCACUUCAAGCAUACGCUAACUCGGCAGGUCAGGUACCACGGGAGCAGUCGUUCGGUUUGUUGCGCAAAGCCAAACGAUUGGAGGACCAGGUGGCCAAGUGUCGAUUUUAUGGCGAGACAAAGGUGGACACUUCGUCCGAUCCUUGCUGCAUCGAGUGCGGGACGGACGCCUCGCCCAAAUGGUACCCGCAAAACGAUGGAGCCAUACCGACAACACCGACGACGGCACAAUCGACCACGAGCAAGAAAUCGUCGGCCCCGAUCGGCCCGCAAAUCUGUCACCAGUGCUCGUUCCGAAAACGAGCCGGAGCCAUCAAAACGGAAUAACAACACGACGACGACGACAACAACGACACCCACGAAACACAUCUUGCUUACAUCAUCAUCUUGUAGAUAAUCAAAACCUCACGCGAUACCCCUCCGCACCCCCGUUGGCCAGUGGCCGCAUAACCAAGCGAAUGUAAUCAUUUAG
This is a messenger RNA of Filobasidium floriforme, 3453 nucleotides long. RefSeq lists its product as uncharacterized. The record is from RefSeq and is a predicted model, not a curated record. Gene Ontology annotation, molecular function: zinc ion binding; sequence-specific DNA binding; chromatin binding. Bases 303 to 3308 code for a protein of 1001 amino acids. Gene Ontology annotation, cellular component: Lid2 complex. Gene Ontology annotation, biological process: histone catabolic process. NCBI's taxonomy places the organism in Eukaryota, Fungi, Basidiomycota, Tremellomycetes, Filobasidiales, Filobasidiaceae. The transcript has 18 exons.